Molecule: messenger RNA, 2445 nt
Organism: Anneissia japonica
Lineage: Eukaryota; Metazoa; Echinodermata; Crinoidea; Comatulida; Comatulidae
Product: CD63 antigen-like
Exons: 7
Coding region: 95-838 (247 amino acids)
Cellular component (GO): membrane
Source: RefSeq, a predicted model, not a curated record
UGAACAAUUUUGCUUCAUCAAUUAGUCGAGUGGCACGAUCCAGUAAAGAUAAGUUGUGAGAAUAUUUGAAUAGAAACCACAUCAAACUUUCAAAAUGGCUGAAGGGGGAAUGAAAAUAGUGAAAUGCAUGUUGUUUUUCUUCAACGCAAUAUUCUGGAUUUGCGGCCUUGCAUUGAUCAUCGGUGGAGUAUUAGUUCUGAGGAACUACAACGAAUAUGUCAAAUUUACCGGUGACCUGGGUGAUACGAUACCAAUCUUAAUCAUCGUGGUCGGCGGCAUCAUCUUCAUCACAGGUUUCUGCGGCUGUUGCGGUGCAAUCAAAGAGAGCUACUGUAUGGUUUCUACUUAUGCCUGCAUUUUGAUCGUACUCUUGGUUGCUGAGGUUGGCAUUGGAAUUGCUGGAUUUGUUAUGAAUGAUGAGGUUAAAGAUCAAAUCACAGAAAACAUGGACGCCACCAUGAAAGAUUAUCAAACAGUGAACGUCACCAGAGACCUGUGGAAUGAUAUGCAAAAGAAUCUGAAGUGCUGUGGUACCUACAACUACACUGAUUGGUACGACGUGAUUGGAGAUAAGAAAGUCCCGGCUUCUUGUUGCAUAGAGAAAGGCUGUGAGGUCAACCAAACCCCAAAAAACGUAUAUGAAGAGGGCUGCUCAGAAGCACUGUUUAAUUUUAUCAAGGAGAAUAUAAUAAUUAUUGCUGGCAUUGCCAUUGGUGUUGCAGUUAUCCAGAUUAUUGGAAUUUGGAUGGCCUGUUGUUUCAUGGGUCGCUGCCCAUGCUGUCGUUGCUGUGGAUGCGGUUACAAUAUUGCCUAUACUGCAACUUCUACAAAACCAUAGACAAUACAAUUAUUGGUGUCGUGUGCGCUUGCUGUCUGAUGAAAUCGAUCAAAAAUGAGUAUGAGGUUGUCUAAUGCAAAUGAAUUUCUACUCAUCCAAUUCUUCAACAACUCUAAGCCAGCGCUGACAAUGCUAACGUCGUCAGUCUCUCAACUACUCAAUUCAAAACAGGAUAAUGUGACAUUCUUUCAAUCUGUUGUUCGGUGGACUAUAUUAAAUACUGUUUUAUAAGUUCAAUAUCAACUGUUAAUAUUGAUUCUAUGAACUUUAUGGUAUGGUGGUGGAUGUAUGUAAUAUUUCUCGACAAAUAAUAAUACAGUGUGUCAGCAUCUUCAUAUAUUUUUGAGAAGAUUUAGCAAUGUAAUUAAUUUAUUUUGGAAUGCUUGUAGAUGUGAUGUAUAUUUAGUAUAAACAUAGUUCUAUAAAUAUGUUUGAUGUUGCAUUUACUUGGGAGCUGGCAACCAUAUCCCGCCCAUUCUAAACUUUUUGCUUUCAUUUUUUAUACUGAUACAACUACUAGUUUACUGGAUUGGAAACUUAAGACUUUGAGUAGAAAAAUAUAAAAAGGAAGGCCAAUCGAUGUGUUAUUUUUGCUUAAAAUUUAAGAUUUCUGAAGCUAAAACUUUUUGUAUGAGCAUUGGUUUUUCCUGAUACAUGUAUUUUGAUGGUUCUGGCUCACUAUAUAUAUUAUUGAAAAGUAUUUAUUCUUUCUAAAUUUAAAUAAUGCUUGUUGUAUUACUGUAUAGACAUUUUCUCAAAAGUGAUAUAAUAUCUUUUUUACAAAGGAUAAAGCUUACAUCAUCUGUGUAGAGAAAUUAGAUUCGAAGUAAAAAUGGUUAACUCAUGGUACUAAUUUUCUCUUUAUAACUUUGAAAUGUAUGUAUUUUUAAAAAAAUACAGUACCCCACCUAUUUCAUUACCCUUUACACCCACCUCCUAUCUAAUAACCCAUACACUCUUUAUAGAACUAUAGUUUAUUUCUAAAUACAUUUUUAUUAGGGACAUAUUAUUUUAUUUUUUGACUGACCUUUAUUAGGGUGGUCCCAAAACAGUUGUUUGCAUUGGUAAUUAUUGCAUAAGUUAAUUUUCCAUACUUAAUCCAUUGAAAUGUUUUGGGAUUAUUCUACAUACUUAGUAUGGUAUUAUCAAGAUUCAUGACUUGUUUCAUACAAUUACAGUACCCUUAAUCCUCAUAUCCUUACCUUUUUUAUAGCUUUGUAAUAAAGCAAGAAGCCAAGGAUAGAUAUUCUUAAUGAUAAUAAUUUUGAAGGAAUAAUUUAUGAAAAUGGCUUGUGUUAUGUAUUAUUUCUGCUUACAAAAAAAUAGAGUAUAUACUGUAUAUUGCUUGUUUGCCUUGAAAGAUAAAUUAGUUUUUAACCAAAUGUUUAAUAGAAAUUAGAUCAUAUUUGAGAAGGAGCAGAUUAAUAUGUUAGUAACUGGCAAAGUUAUAUUUUUUUCUUGCUAAAGUUCUUGUGUUUGGUUGGUAAAAUCUGUCGGUUGGUACUCUAUUAGUCAUGCUAUGUUUUUCUGUCAUGCUAUGUUUUUCUUUCAUGUUUCUUCAACUCUCAUUUCUAUAUUAAAAGUAUAAAACUUGGAUAUAUAAAAAA